This is a messenger RNA of Phlebotomus argentipes, 2353 nucleotides long. Its product is annotated as single-stranded DNA-binding protein 3-like. Gene Ontology annotation, molecular function: protein binding; single-stranded DNA binding. Gene Ontology annotation, cellular component: nucleus. Gene Ontology annotation, biological process: positive regulation of transcription by RNA polymerase II. NCBI's taxonomy places the organism in Eukaryota, Metazoa, Arthropoda, Insecta, Diptera, Psychodidae. The record is from RefSeq and is a predicted model, not a curated record. The transcript has a single exon. The coding region runs from base 979 to 2115 and encodes 378 amino acids.
CGAGAAGCACUUUUAUCACCGAGUUCUCAUUGAAAUUCGGCCUAAGUUCAUGCAAAAUCUAAUUUUAGACUGCGACUCUUUACAGAGAGAGAGUGAGAGAUAAAGACAAAGUGAUAGAGAGAUUUUCUGUAAAUAUUGCAGUAUUUGGUGGGAUUUGUUGGGAUAAGAUGCAUUCACUAAGUUUGAAUUGGUUUCAAUGUAGAUUUUACAGAUGGAAAACAGAAGGAAUUUAUGUGUUUUCAAAGUUGAAUCACGCUUAUGUUGAUUUGCGAGAUCAUGUGGCCAAGUGGAUAACACAACGCGCGCUAUUAUGUAAGGUUUGGGGGGAAAGAAGAAUAAGACAGUAGAGAUAUUUUCAGUGUCUGAAGUAAAUAAUAUUCACAGCGAGUAGUUCUAUAAAUCUAGAAAGAAAUUCAAUCUCAAUCGCACAAUAUUAUUACAAUUAUUCGUACAAUAUUAUAGGGAUAAGAUUUAUGGAAUCUUCAAAAGGGUUCUAAGAGUUUGGUAACUUGACUGUUUAUUUUUUGUCAUAAGUUUACUUUUUAGGAGCAUCAUAUAAAAGGUAGGUAGAAAAAAACAUCCAAACCAAAGAAAAUAAUGAUAUCACGCGAUUUUCAAGAGUGUACUUGAAAAUUUGGGAUUUAAAACUAGUAGGUUUGUCCGUUUUGUUUUGAGAUUUAAGUUCAAGUUAUACCGCGACACAAAAUUUAGCAUUGAGCAACCCCUUGUGCUACACCCAAGGACACCCAGUAAUUUUCAUCGUUUUCAUCGAUAAAGUGUGAACAUCUCUAGUGAAUGUCAGAGGGCGUGAGUGUCGAGCUUCCGUGGCGUCUUGUGUUUUGACAGUGCAGUUCCAUUUUUUCGUCGCGAAGAAAAUCACUUUUCUGGGCCUCGCUCUUCGUCUGGGGCGCUACUUGUGAGCACAAAUUCACACAGAAGGAGCUUCUGCUUAGUAUCGUGUAUUGGGCGAUUGACGAAAUGUACGGCAAAUCGAAGAAUUCCACGGUGCCGUCUGACGCCCAAGCGAGGGAGAAACUCGCACUAUAUGUGUACGAAUAUCUGCUGCACGUAGGCGCACAGAAGGCAGCGCAGACUUUCUUGUCGGAGAUUCGAUGGGAGAAAAACAUCACACUGGGUGAGCCACCAGGCUUCCUGCACUCAUGGUGGUGUGUCUUCUGGGACCUGUAUUGCGCCGCUCCAGAGCGUCGUGAUCAGUGCGACCAUUCGAGCGAGGCCAAGGCCUUUCAUGACUACGGUUUUGUGAGCUCCGGAUACGGCGUGAAUGGCAUGCCACACAACACUGGUCCUGCUCCGAGUCCACUGGGGCAAAUGGCACCCAAUGAUGGGAUGUCUGGAGGUCCAAUGGCACCCAACUUCUUCCCUCCAUUCAUGGGCGCUCCGCGAUAUCCGCAAGGGCCUCGUCCUGGUGUUCGAAUGCCGCAGGGCAUGGGAAAUGAGUUCAAUGGGCCACCAGGACAGCCGAUGAUGCCCAACAACAUGGAUCCGACGCGUCCGGGUGGACCACCGGGCAUGGGACCGAUGAAUCCGCGCAUGAAUCCUCCGCGUGGCCCCGGUGGCUACGGUCCGGUCGGUAUUCGUCCCCCACCGCCCAAUAGUAUGAUGGGAGGUCCAGGGCCUGGUAUGCCGCCAGGCAUGGGCAUUGCGGGUCGACCACAGUGGCAGCCUAACACGUCUUGCUCCGCCUCGUCACCCGGAACGUACGGCGGACCUCCUGGACCUGGCACACCUAUCAUGCCGUCUCCGCAGGACUCCAGCAAUUCGGGUGGCGAGAGCAUGUACACGAUGAUGAAACCAGUGCCCGGAGGCAACAUGGGCGGAGAGUUCCCGAUGGGCGGCGGGCCGGAUGGCGGUCACAUGGGCCCAGUGCUGAGUGGCGACGGUAUGGACGGUAUGAAGAACUCCCCGGCCAAUGGGGGUCCCGGAACGCCCCGCGAAGACUCCGGCAGUGGCAUGGGUGAUUACAACUUGGGCGCAUUCGCGGGACCAGGUGAAAAUACGGAAUCAGCGGCAAUUUUGAAGAUUAAGGAGAGCAUGCAAGAGGAGGCGAAGCGCUUCGAGAAGGAUUCCGAUCAUCCAGAUUACUUCAUGCAGUAGAGAGAAUCUCUUGCUUUUCUUCUCGGGCUGACUUAUAAGAAUUAUUAUAUAAGCUUAAAUAUGGAUUGGAUAUGAUAAUCUGUAGUAGAAUGGCAUGUGUAAGUUAAUUUUAAAUGUUUAAAAUCACUGAAAAUCAUAUUGAAUAAAUUUACGAUGAAUAUCAAGUGUCGAAGGGUUCUUUUCUUACUACGUAGGAGGCUUUUCUCUCGAAGCUCAUCUGAUAAGAACGAUUUUAGGA